UCCCAAUCCCAUUAGAUAGAAGAUUAGGUGCAUUAAUAGGAGCCAAACAAACAUAAUUCUAACUAAAAAUGCUACAUUGAUUUAAUCGACUAUCUGUCGUCAUCACUCUUUGUUGGUCUGUGUCAACUUUGAAGCAAAGCCCUAUAGAGAUCCUAUUCGGCAAUGCCUAUCUUCCUAGCUUUAGCCUAUCUAAUGUCAGAAACUUAAACCUCGGAAAAUCCUCCUUGUUUGCUUCUGCUUGUACCCAGGCAUUUUCCAAAUGGGUAUCUUUACUUACCGAGGGAAAACUGAAUAGUAUCAUGAUUUUUCUGUUGCUCAAUUUCCAGGUUAUGGGGCUGAAAAGAGAGUUCUACAAACCCUAACCUACACCAAUCCUUCUAUAUAUUUCUACUAUCAAUGGCUGCCUCUCUAUUAGCGUCACCAUCGACCUCAACAUUCUCUACUCGGAAGACCCACCUGAAAUUUUCUCUCAACCGUGUCAUUUCCUCCAUUAUUCCUAGCGCAAUGCCUCUUUUCAAAUCAAACGCGCGCUUAACCUUCCAAGCUUCCCACCAUUUUGGUCCUCUUCUUACAACAAGAGCUUCUUCAGAUGGGUUUCUUGACUCAGUCGAGGAGAAUGAGACUUUGCCGUCCUUUGAGGAACGGCCGGGCAAAUUUCUGUUGUGGGUAAUAUUUUGGGCUGCUCUAUCCCUGGGUUGGUUUGCGGCUUCUGGGGAGGCUAAUGCUGCUUUGGCUUCCAUUAGAGCCUCGAGCUCUGGCCUGAAGAUUGCGAGUGCGCUUCGGCGUUUGGGCUGGCCUGAUGAGGCCGUCGUGUUUUCCCUCGCUACGCUUCCUGUGCUUGAGCUUCGUGGGGCUAUUCCUGUUGGGUAUUGGAUGCAACUCAAUCCUGUUCCCCUAACCGUCCUAUCCGUUCUUGGGAACAUGGUUCCUGUGCCCUUCAUCAUUCUAUACUUGAAGAAAUUUGCAUCUUUUCUCGCUGGGAGGAAUCAGACUGCUUCUCGGUUCCUCGACAUGCUAUUUGAGAGUGCCAAAAAGAAGGCUGGUCCUGUGGAAGAGUUCCAGUGGCUCGGUCUGAUGCUGUUUGUGGCUGUGCCUUUCCCUGGAACAGGAGCAUGGACAGGAGCCAUGAUAGCUUCUGUUCUAGAGAUGCCAUUUUGGUCAGCUGUAUCUGCAAAUUUCUUUGGUGUUUUGUUGGCUGGGCUUCUGGUAAAUUUGCUGGUAAAUCUUGGUCUCAAGUAUGCCGUUGUUACUGGGGUUAUCCUCUUCUUUAUUUCCACAUUCAUGUGGAGCAUCCUUCGGAAACUCAGGAAGUCUUCUAGCUCAUCAAAGUGAUAAAUUGACAAACUUAACUCAUUUUUCCCCUCAUAGCUGUGGGGUGACAAUCUAUGCAUUUUUAAAUUUAUUCUCAAUGUCGAGGCCUAUCUACCUUCCUGCAAAUUUUGAUUCCAUCAACAACAUUGGAUUUUUUAUUUUCUUUUUCUUUUUCUUAUAAUGCUGCUCAAGAUCGAAGCAGCCUUCAGAGAGACCUCAUGUUUUGAUAUUUGAGAUGAGGAAAUAUAAGAGUAAGCCUCCCUCGCAAAUA
Molecule: messenger RNA, 1582 nt
Organism: Alnus glutinosa
Lineage: Eukaryota; Viridiplantae; Streptophyta; Magnoliopsida; Fagales; Betulaceae
Exons: 2
Coding region: 397-1332 (311 amino acids)
Cellular component (GO): chloroplast
Source: RefSeq, a predicted model, not a curated record